Messenger RNA from Podarcis lilfordi (Lilford's wall lizard), 679 nucleotides. The record is from the annotation of a GenBank genome assembly. Lineage: Eukaryota; Metazoa; Chordata; Lepidosauria; Squamata; Lacertidae.
AGAAGGGUAUGGAAAAGUGAAAGAGGAGACACACAUCUUGAGUCUCACAGGAACAUGGCACGGGUUCAGCAGAAAGAACAUUCUGAGUUUGAGUCUCUUAUUCCAACCAUGAUGGCUCCAGACAUUGACUGGUUGCACUGUCGGGCAAGCCUGUGUAAAGUUAACCUCUUCAGCAGUGAAAAACUGAAAAGUGACAAGGAGCGGAAACUGGUCUGCUUUGUGGAUGUCUCCAGCCUGAACGCAAAAGAGAGAGGUCAGAAUUCCAAGCCGUCUACUAGCGAGUCCAGUGACAUGGAACCUAUUGGUGGAUUUGAUCUGGAGGAGAAGGAGAUAGUUAUAAUAAAAGAUGAAAACAAAAAUUCAGCCAACACUGAAGGAGCUGUCUGCUUUUUCAAGCAAGGCCGCUGUGAGAAAGGCAAUGUGGUGAAUUGGCUGAGUUGUGACCUUCAGAAAUAUGCCGCUGGAUUCCAGCAUGCGCUAACCCCUGCGAAUUUCCCUCAAAAAUCCAACCCUUCUGAUUCAGCAGCAGAAACAGUAUCUCAGGACAGCAGUACUUCAACUUUCAACUGUUCUGGUGCCUAAAGAAGAGCCCUAGAUGAUCAUUCUGUCAAUAAGCUGUGUCUUCUAAACAGCCUGCAAAGAGAUCAAGGAAGAUCAUCAAUAAAUUUUUUUAAAAGUG